UAUCAUAUUCAUGACUUAAUUUUCGUGAAAUCUAUAGUGAAUCAAUAAAAGUUCUCCGUCUUCUUUUAAAACUCUUAUUUAGAUAGCAUUUUUCCAACUACUCACUGUUUUUGUAUUCCGGGUUUCUUGACCCAUACAAGAUACGUCAGAUACACUCUCAUGUAUGUACACCAAAUGUAGAGUUGAGGUGAAAUGGCAAUUGUAACUGCUACAUCCCUGCAGUCAUUCCAGAGUUUGAAGCCAGGAACAAUGCCUAGAUUGGCUGCGCCUAGGCAUUUUGUUCCAUUUCUACCUUCCUCUGGAUUCAAAUGUACUCGCCAUUGUGGAUUCAAUGUGAAGUUCUGCUGCUGCUGGCAUCAAUGGAGGAGAGGUGAUUUGAUGAAGUCGAGUGCCAGAACUUGUGAUGUGAUUCGUACAACAGCUAUAGUCAGAGAAAGAGGGGAGAAAGUCGAGGAUUAUUUAUUAUGUGAUGGUGAGGAUACUGGCAAUUCAAUUGGAAAGGAGGGUGCUAAUGCUUCACCAAAGGUGCAAGAACGAGACUUUACAGGGACUCCUUAUGUCCCUGUGUAUGUCAUGCUACCUCUGGGUGUCAUAGAUAUGCAAUGCAGGCUUGUGGAUCCUGAUUCUCUGAUCGAGUACCUACGGAUACUGAAAUCGAUUAACGUUGAUGGUGUUAUGGUGGACUGCUGGUGGGGUAUAGUUGAAGCACAUGCUCCACAACUAUAUAAUUGGAAUGGCUACAGGAGACUUUUUCAAAUUGUGCGCGACUUGAAGCUUAAACUACAGGUGGUUAUGUCGUUUCAUGAAUGUGGUGGAAAUGUAGGCGACGAUGUACAUAUUCCCCUUCCAGAGUGGGUCGCAGAGAUAGGCCAGAAAAAUCCGGACAUUUUUUUCACAGAUAGUGAGGGAAGAAGAAAUCAUGAAUGCCUCACUUGGGGAAUUGACAAGGAGCGUGUUUUAAGAGGCCGAACUGCUGUGGAGGUUUACUUUGAUUACAUGAGAAGUUUUCGGAUAGAGUUGGAUGAGUUCUUUGAGGAUGGAGUUAUCUCUGAAAUUGAAAUUGGCCUGGGGCCAUGUGGGGAGUUGAGAUAUCCUUCUUAUCCAGCCAAACACGGUUGGAGAUAUCCUGGUAUUGGUGAAUUUCAGUGCUAUGAUAAGUACCUGAUGAAGAGCUUGAAAAGAGCUGCAGAUGUCAGGGGUCACUCGUUUUGGGGUAAGGGUCCUGAAAAUGCAGGUUCAUACAACUCCACCCCACAUGAAACUGGGUUCUUUCGUGAUGGAGGUGAAUAUGAUAGUUACUACGGCAGAUUCUUUCUAAAAUGGUACAGUCAAGUUUUGAUUGACCAUGCUGAUCGUGUACUUUCCCUGGCAAAUUUGGCCUUCGAGGACACUUCUAUUGCUGCAAAGCUUUCAGGUAUUCAUUGGUGGUACAAAACAGCUAGCCAUUCAGCUGAGUUGACUGCUGGGUUUUACAACUCGUGCAAUCGUGAUGGGUAUGCUCCUAUCGCAUCAAUGUUAAAGAAGCAUGAUACUGCUUUAAAUUUUACGUGUGUUGAGUUGCGCACAAUAAACCAGAACGAAGACUUUCCUGAAGCAUUAGCUGAUCCUGAGGGGUUAGUUUGGCAGGUGUUAAAUAGUGCAUGGGAUGUAAACAUACCAGUUGCGAGUGAGAAUGCACUUCCUUCUUAUGAUAGAGAAGGCUACAACAAAAUUCUGGAAAAUGCAAAGCCAUGGAAUGAUCCAGACGGAAGACACUUAUCAGCUUUCACAUACCUCAGGCUAAGUCAUGUUCUCAUGGAGAAUGACAAUUUCCUUGAGUUUGAGCGGUUUUUAAAGAGAAUGCAUGGGAAACCAUUGUCCAAUUAGAAAUCGUUAUCAGCUUGAAGACAUUAGAGCGCACCUUGCCUGGGAAACUGCACUGGAAAUGAGCAGGCAUUUGGGUUAACAGUCAUUUGAGAUAAAAGAUAUGCAACCAUUGUGAGAGUUCCACUAAAUAUGAAGUGAGCAUUAUGAAAAAUAGAACUUUCAUAAAUUUGUGUUCGGGAUUCAUGCCCGGUUGAUGUUAUUGUGUGUACUUUUAAAGUUAUGUUUUGGAUUAAGGUCCCGUGGUUGUAGUUUUGUUUGUUGUUCGUUGUCCAACUAAAUCUGAGAGCAAUGCUGAAGGUUUGAAUCUGAGUGGCAUUGCAAACUCAAAUAUGAGAACUGCAGAGAAACUUCUGGCUCCCUCAGAAAGGCCGACGUUAAUAAUGAAGCCUUGUGAAGGUAUGGGGCCCCUCCUCAUUAGGAAGUCUAUCCCUGAAACAGUGCGCUGUAAUGCCAUGUGUUAACGGGAUGUAUAUAGUUGGUGGGUCCACCUUUGGCUAGAAUAUUAGUCGAAGGUGUACUAUGGCAGGAGGGCAAAAGAGUUGUUCCAAUCUGCAAACCCUAAAUCUCAAUAAGCUGUGUUUUUUUCUGUUUUCUUCCUCAUGUAAGAAUGUAGGAUGAUGUGAACUUGUGAACGAUCAAUUUGGUGAGUGAAAAGACUAAUGGCUGAUACUCCAUGUAUUAUUUGUUUGGUUUUGUUUCCACCUAUCAACAAGGUUGUUAAAAUGGUGAGUGAAAUCAUAAAAUCGAAUCGUGCG
Molecule: messenger RNA, 2621 nt
Organism: Cuscuta epithymum
Lineage: Eukaryota; Viridiplantae; Streptophyta; Magnoliopsida; Solanales; Convolvulaceae
Source: the annotation of a GenBank genome assembly